This is a messenger RNA of Anarrhichthys ocellatus (wolf-eel), 2432 nucleotides long. It is a transcript of the gene matn3a, whose product is annotated as matrilin 3a. The transcript is spliced from 4 exons. Lineage: Eukaryota; Metazoa; Chordata; Actinopteri; Perciformes; Anarhichadidae. Gene Ontology annotation, molecular function: calcium ion binding. The annotation marks the transcript as partial. The record is from RefSeq and is a predicted model, not a curated record.
UACAGUGUAUGUGUAAGGCCACUGACGAUGUUUGUCCAACCCUCCCCUCUGUAUUUCUAUAGAGCGUCCCGGAGGUGUGUGAGGAGGAAGGGGGGGGGAGACUGAAAUCUGUGUGGAAUAAAUGAAUGAAUGUGAUGUUUGAAAAGCAACGGAAGUUACCAGACCCACCCUGCCGCCCCUCUGGCCUUUUUAUGUCUUAGUAAAAGGGAUUCAUGUGAAAAUGACAUUGCUUGAAAUGCUUUCAUCGACCCAGCACCAUCCUAUCUAUAGAUUGAUAUAUGAAGUGUAAAAAAAACAAAAAAAAAAACUAUUAUGACAAUCCUCUUAUUCUUAUAGCUCUUAUUGUUGAAUUGUGUUACUUUCCCCCCCUAAUUAUUAAGAUCUAGGCUAUUCCAUCUCAGUCUUGAAUGGAGUCUGUAGCACUUUUUCGUCUGUUAUUUAUUUUAGCUUUGCUGUGGUUCAGUUCACCGCCACCCUUGACAUUUGUGUCACUGCUGCCCGGAUGUGUUAGCGAAGCAAGUGAAUAGUUUCCCAGCUGAGACUGAGAGACUAUCGGGGAGGGAGAGAGCAGAGGCAUUGAUGAUGUAUCAUUUUCUCAGCUUCUUUUUCGCCUGACGUCUGGAGCAAACGGCUAGUCUUGUGAACAUUAGUAGUCGCAUGCUUAUCAACAACCUCUCCAUUACUUUACUGGUAAUAUGAUUUUGUCCUAGUGGAAAUACAUUUGACUUCAAUAAACGUUUCAGAACAAUUUUAUCUUCGUGAGUCUUUUGUUCAUGACAAGUAUGCUGAAAUAAAUUCAGCCCAAUCUCAACCCCAAACAGGUGCUUAGAGGUGCUUUUCAAUACCUCACACAAUGUUCAGCAGCAGCAACACAAAUGGUAAAAAUUUUGGUUUUAAAUUUGGUUUAAUUAAAUCCUCUUGUUUUCACCAUAGCAUAGAUUUUAUAAUAUUACUUUGACAUUUGUAUUUUACCUUAUGACAUAAUUGAUGAACUCGAUCGUCACCAAGUGUCGCUUGAACCAUAUUGAAGGCUCAUCCUACAACUUGUGACCUUUAACCCCUUAACACAAACCUUAAUGUAUUUAUUUUGUAUUAUUAGUGAAUAGUUCACUCAAUAUAUGAAGAAUAUAUUGGCAGUGUAAAGUGGUGCGUUUUGGGGACUCGUGGCCUUUAUAUAUAAACAACCAUGAAGCAAAUUGGAGUUGCAGAGGGGGGGGGGCAUCGCUAUAAUCGGUACUGUUGAAGUCUCCUCCACAUUUUGCAGGUAGGACAUACCAUUCACGGUGUCAUGGAGGUCAUGUCGCACCUCUGGAUUGGCCAGAGGUUUUGACAUGUUGGUCUAAGAGCCCCUCAUACGUGGAGGCGGUUAGACCUCAGCAGGACCCUCUGAGACUGAGAGCAGGCACCGGACAGACCUUAUGCACAUAAGGAUGAAGUCUUUCCUCUGGAGCCUCUUGUCGCUGCUGCUGUCUGAUGUUCUGGCCACAUAUCACAUCAGUGCGGGGGAUCCUCAGCUGAUCGCCGCACAGAGCUACGCUCAAACCAGAAACAAUGGGCGACCUCCGUUCAGGACCCUGGAUCCAUCAAAGACAGACUCUCAGUGCAGGAGCCGCCCGCUGGACCUGGUCUUUAUCAUCGACAGCUCUCGCAGUGUGCGUCCUGGUGAGUUUGAGAAGGUGAAGAUAUUCCUGGCUGACAUGGUCGACACGCUGGACGUCGGCUCCGACGCCACCAGAGUGGCUGUGGUCAACUACGCCAGCACGGUCACGAUUGAGUUCCUCCUCAAAAGCCACUUCAACAAACCCGACAUGAAGAAAGCUAUCUCCCACAUUGAGCCCUUGGCGGCCGGCACCAUGACGGGCCUCGCCAUCAAGACCACAGUGAACGAAGCCUUCACCGAGCAGUCUGGAGCCCGGCCUCGCUCCAGGAAAAUCUCCAAGGUGGCCAUCAUUGUGACAGACGGGAGACCCCAAGACCAGGUGGAGGAGGUCUCUGCUGCUGCUCGGGCCUCAGGCAUCGAGAUCUACGCUGUCGGGGUCGACCGAGCUGACAUGCGCUCCCUGCAGCUGAUGGCCAGCAUCCCUCUGGAUGACCACGUCUUCUAUGUGGAGACCUACGGUGUUAUCGAGAAGCUCACCUCCAAGUUCAGGGAGACCCUGUGCGGUCUGGACCCCUGUGCUAUGGGACAUGACUGCGAACACAUAUGUGUCAACAGCAAUGCCUCGUAUUACUGCCACUGCCGGAUUGGUUAUAUCUUGAAUGCAGACAAGAAAACGUGUUCCCCGAAACGAGAAGAGGUGAAGGCGGUGGUGGUGGUGGAGGAUCCCUGUAAAUGUGAAGCCAGACUGGCUUUCCAGAAGCGGACGCAGGCUGCCAUCCAGCAGCUCACAGCCAAGCAUAUCCUUCCUGUUGAUUCAGAUCAAAGACUUUAU